Cannabis sativa is the source of this 948-nucleotide messenger RNA. RefSeq lists its product as uncharacterized. The coding region runs from base 1 to 948 and encodes 315 amino acids. Gene Ontology annotation, molecular function: RNA-DNA hybrid ribonuclease activity; nucleic acid binding. The record is from RefSeq and is a predicted model, not a curated record. NCBI's taxonomy places the organism in Eukaryota, Viridiplantae, Streptophyta, Magnoliopsida, Rosales, Cannabaceae. The transcript has 2 exons.
AUGGCGAAUUGUUCUUCAACUGGACAUGCCACAAAUCUUAUUCAACCAGCUUCUUCCAACCGUCUCCCAACUCGGUUUUAUCUUUCCACAAAAUAUAUUCCAAUUGUUGCAACAUGUCCAUUUUGUCUUGCUGCUCCUGAGACGACUCUACAUGUGGUGGUGCGGUGCUCUUUUGCUCAAAGUUGUUGGAGCAAGGUUCCAAUUAGUGUUGUGGCGCCUGAUGCCAUGUUGUUCUCGAGUUGGUUCGAAGCGGGUUUGGCAUCGUGGAACACGACUGAAGCUCUUGAGGCUGGUAUGGUGUGUUGGUCAGUUUGGACACAUCGUAACGAUUUGGUUUGGAACUCCAAACACCCUGAUGCGAGUGAGGUAGUGGCAAUAGCAAAGUUAAAUUACGUUGAAUGGUUUAAUGCUCAAAACCUUAAUGUCACAGAUGCAAGGUUAAACUGGCCAACUGCACUACCCGUGGAGCAAUGGACAACACCUGAUUUCCCUUUUGUCAAAGUUAAUGUCGAUGGUGCACUUUUCUCUGUCCAAGGGCAGUAUGGACUGGGUUUGAUUGCAAGGUCUGCUGCGGGUAUGGUCUUGGGGGCCAGAAUUCUAUCUAGAGAAGGCUCUUUGCAACCUCAUAUUGUCAAAGCCAUUGGUAUCAAGGAAGCUCUCUCUUGGAGUAAAGCAAAUAGAUGGUCACAUGUUGUAGUUGAGUCGGAUUGUUCAAGGGUCAUUAAUGAUUUGCAAAAGUUCAAAAAUAUGGCUUAUGAUCAUAUUUUUUAUGAUUGUAUGACUCUGGUUGCUGAUUUUAAUGUUGUUUCUUUUAUUUUUGCUAAACAGUCUGGUAAUAAGGUUGCGCAUGCCUUGGCGCGAUCUUCUCUUUCUGAGAUUGACCAUACUUUUAGUAGGGAUUCCCUACCUUUUGUUAUUGCAUCCUUGAUCUUGGAUGAUUUAAUUUAA